AUGUCGGAGGUGAAGCCGGAGGAGAUGAGCCACCCGGCCAUGGAGCAGCUCCAGGGGUUCGAGUACUGCAUCGACUCCAACCCUCCAUGGGGGGAGGCCAUCAUACUGGGCUUCCAGCACUACAUCCUGGCGCUGGGCACGGCCGUCAUGAUCCCGGCGGUGCUGGUGCCCAUGAUGGGCGGGAGCGACGGAGACAGGGUGAGGGUGGUGCAGACGCUGCUCUUCGUCACCGGCAUCAACACGCUGCUGCAGUCGCUCUUCGGGACGCGGCUGCCGACGGUCAUAGGCGGCUCCUACGCCUUCGUCAUCCCGGUGAUGGCCAUCGUGCAGGACUCGUCGCUCGCGGCCAUACCCGACGACCACGAGAGGUUCCUCCAGAGCAUGAGGGCCAUACAGGGGGCGCUCAUAGUGUCCUCCAGCAUUCAGAUCAUCCUUGGUUACAGCCAGCUCUGGGGUAUUUUCUCCAGAUUCUUCAGUCCACUGGGAAUGGCGCCGGUGGUUGCGCUGCUCGGUUUUGGUCUCUUCGAAAGAGGAUUCCCUGUGGUUGGGAGAUGCGUUGAGGUUGGCCUGCCAAUGUUAAUCCUCUUUGUUGUGCUUUCCCAGUAUCUGAAGAAUGUACAGAUAAGAGAGAUCCCCAUACUGGAACGAUUCUCCCUGUUCAUCUGUAUCGCAUUGGUCUGGGCGUAUGCUCAAAUUCUCACUUCUGGUGGCGCGUAUAAUCAUAGCACCGAGGUCACUCAGAUCAACUGCCGCACUGACCGUGCCAAUCUGAUCUCUUCCGCCCCAUGGAUUAAGAUCCCAUACCCCCUGCAGUGGGGGGCACCAACCUUCAGUGCCGGCCAAUCGUUCGGUAUGGUGUCUGCGGUUUUGGUCUCGCUAAUAGAGUCCACAGCUUCUUACAGCGCUGCAGCUCGGCUUGCAAGUGCAACUCCACCUCCAGCUCACAUCCUGAGCAGAGGCAUCGGGUGGCAGGGAAUCGGCAUCCUCCUUUGUGGGCUCUUUGGAACAGGGACCGGCUCCACUGUCUCAGUGGAGAACGUGGGGUUACUAGGAUCAACGAGGAUCGGGAGCCGCCGCGUCAUACAAAUCUGUGCUGGCUUCAUGAUCUUCUUCUCCAUGCUGGGGAAAUUUGGAGCGCUGUUCGCUUCCAUCCCGUUCACCAUCUUUGCCGCGGUGUACUGCGUCCUGUUCGGACUAGUUGCUGCGGUGGGGCUCUCCUUCUUGCAGUUCACCAACAUGAACUCGAUGCGCAACCUGUUCAUCGUCGGCGUGUCCAUCUUCCUUGGCCUGUCCGUGCCGGAGUACUUCUUCCGCUACAGCAUGGCUGCCCAGCGUGGUCCUGCGCACACUAAAGCUGGAUGGUUCAACGACUACAUCAACACCAUCUUCUCGUCGCCGCCGACGGUGGGGCUGAUGGUGGCCGUGUUCCUGGACAACACGCUGGAGGUGAAGGACGCUGGCAGGGACCGCGGGAUGCCGUGGUGGGUGCCCUUCCGCUCCUUCAAGGGGGACAGCAGGAACGAGGAGUUCUACAGCCUGCCAUUCAACCUCAACCGCUUCUUCCCUCCCUCGUAA
Molecule: messenger RNA, 1575 nt
Organism: Triticum turgidum subsp. durum (durum wheat)
Lineage: Eukaryota; Viridiplantae; Streptophyta; Magnoliopsida; Poales; Poaceae
Source: the annotation of a GenBank genome assembly